UAGUGAAUAUCAAUCGCAACUUGGAAUAAGAAUAAGCUUUCGACGGUCAACGGUCAACGGUCAACGAUUCGCGCUGCCCGAAAUACUACACUAUCACUACCAUGCCUAAAGCUGUCAAAGGUGUGCUUGUCCAGUGCGAUCCGUCGAUUAAAGCCAUCAUCCUUAAAAUCGACGCGCUUGACCACGACUUUAUUGUGGAGGAUCUGGAUGAUCAGACACUUGUGGUGAAGGAGAGUAAGUUGGUGGAAUUGAAGCAGAGAUUGGAAGAUGAACUUUCGAAUACGCAGCAGAUGCCGGAGGAAUCUGGGUCCGAAUAGACGUUGCUAUCUCUCUCAAGGGCUUUCAUUUCGAGGCCCUUGUGCAUGAAAGCUCGUGUUGCUCCUAAUGGGC
Xylona heveae TC161 is the source of this 390-nucleotide messenger RNA. RefSeq names its product RNA polymerase II transcription factor B subunit 5. The transcript is spliced from 3 exons. Gene Ontology annotation, biological process: transcription by RNA polymerase II; nucleotide-excision repair; transcription initiation at RNA polymerase II promoter. The coding region runs from base 102 to 317 and encodes 71 amino acids. Gene Ontology annotation, cellular component: transcription factor TFIIH core complex; transcription factor TFIIH holo complex. NCBI's taxonomy places the organism in Eukaryota, Fungi, Ascomycota, Xylonomycetes, Xylonales, Xylonaceae. The record is from RefSeq and is a predicted model, not a curated record.